Messenger RNA from Bicyclus anynana (squinting bush brown), 1111 nucleotides. RefSeq lists its product as uncharacterized. The coding region runs from base 6 to 1094 and encodes 362 amino acids. Lineage: Eukaryota; Metazoa; Arthropoda; Insecta; Lepidoptera; Nymphalidae. The record is from RefSeq and is a predicted model, not a curated record. The transcript is spliced from 6 exons.
CCAAAAUGGACAAAUCUCAAGAAAAUAAGAAAUGUUUCUGUGCGAGAUGUUUCUUGCCAAUUGAAUCUGAAGAUAAAGUGGAUAUUGAUGGUCAAAAUUUUCAUAGAAUUUGCAGCAUGUGUUGUAUUUGCCGAACAAUUCCAACCUCGUUGAAAAUGUUCUAUGGUCAUGUGUUCUGCAUCGAUUGCUUCAAGACUCAUGUGAUGACAAGAUUCAAGGGAGAGAGUCCUCGUCUUCAGUCUAAUAGUUGGUGGAUGAAAUGGGGACCUGGUGCUGUGCCUCAAGAAAAUAAUAAUAUGGGUAAAGAGUCUGAAAACCCAUCGGGGGAACAUGUCAAACGUCAUAUUUGCGCGCGCUGCCUCCAACCAGUGGAUGAGACUCACCGUGUAAAGAUUGGUGACCAAAGCUUUCACGCACAAUGUGGCCAAUGCUACUUCUGCCAUAAAGUACCUUCAGCGAGUCCAAAAAUUUACUAUGGCCAAGUGUUUUGCGAGGAAUGCUUCCAUCGUCACGUCCUCAGUCGUGAUAAAGAUAACCCAUCUGAAUUUUUUAAGACUUGUUUUGAUCAAUGGCAAAACAGUGCGCAGUUUGCGGAAAAUAUGAGGGAAUUUAUGAGCAACAACAGGGAGACUUCACCGUUCAUAUUCAUGAUGCAGGGCCACCAGGCGCCGUUCUGCAGAUGCGGCUACAACGGGCCACAGGAUUUUUUCCAAAAAAAUGUUACAGCUGCGACACUGGCCACGAUCUCUUGCGGUGAUAAUUCCCAAAGCUGGGAAUUAUCCUUUGAAAAUCGCACGGAAGUCUCCAUACCUGAAUCGAUUGAAGAAUCAGCAUAUCAAGAAAAUUUUAAUAUGGCCGCAGCUGAAAAAAUUGAAAAGCUCACAAAAUAUUUACACGAAAAAGUUGAACUACGAAACUUUGACAAAAAAUGGAAAUUUUUUGAAAAUAAAUCUUCAGUUGAUGAUUAUUCCUUUUGUGGUUGGGUAGAUUUGCAUGGAAAAUCUAAAAAUAAUCUAGAUUGUCCUAAAUGUUUGUGGCAAAGUGGUCCUAUUUAUGUAAACAGUGAAUAUAUAGAUAAUAUGAUGAUCAAAUAAAUGUGAUGUAAUCCAGA